UUUACUUUAACCUCUUUGACUGAACUCUCUGCUGAUUCUAGUCAACUGGAACUUCAGCACUCCAAUCAUGUCCCCACUGGUAUGAAUAUGAGCAAGAGUGAGAUAGCGAAAGAAACGUCAUUGAAACCAUCCCGGCGAUCCCUGCCAUGCCUGACCCAGGGCUAUGCUUUCUCAAAGAGCCUGAGCCAGUCUACCUCCCUCUUCCAGGCCACUGAGAGUGAAUCUCAGGCCCCCAUGUCUGUGACCUCCAUCUCUGCUGACAAAGCAGAGGAAGUUAACCCUGAGGAGGAUAAAAAAGACUCUGUACUCAAGUGCUCUUUUGCUGACCUCAGUGAUUUUUGCUUAGCCCUAGGAAAAGAUAAGGAUUACCUGGAUGAAUCAGAACACGCUAAUUAUGACCGAUCUCGGCUCAUUAAAGAUUUUGUUCCCAAAGAUAAUUCUGAAUCCAAGAGAAGAUUGCCUAAGAAUGACAUGAAUUACAUAGCAUCCAGUGGACUUCUAUUCAAAGAUGGCAAAAAGAGGAUUGAUUACAUUCUGGUUUAUAGAAAGUCAAAUAUACAAUAUGACAAAAGAAACACGUUUGAAAAGAACCUCAGAGCAGAAGGCUUGAUGUUGGAAAAGGAGCCAGCUGUUGCAAACACUGAUAUCAUGUUUAUUAAAAUUCAUAUUCCAUGGGACACGCUGUGCAAGUAUGCAGAGAGGCUGAAUAUCAGGAUGCCCUUCAGGAAAAAAUCCUAUUACACUGACCCAAGGAGCAAAUCAACGGGCAGCGUACACAAUUAUUACAGAAGACUCAAAAAAUGGAUGUCUCAAAACCCAAUGGUUCUUGACAAGUCAGCUUUUCCAGACCUGGAGGAGUCGGACUGCUACACUGGCCCCUUCAGCCGCGCACGGAUUCACCACUUCAUAAUAAACAAUAAGGACACCUUCUUCAGCAAUGCUACUCGAAGCAGGAUAGUCUAUCAUAUGCUGCAGCACACCAAAUAUGAAAACGGAAUAUCAAAAGUGGGUAUAUGUAAACUGAUAAACAAUGGCUCAUAUAUAGCAGCUUUUCCUCCACAUGAGGGAGCCUACAAGAGUAGCCAUCCCAUCAAAACUCAUGGACCUCAGAAUAACAGGCAUCUAUUAUAUGAGCGCUGGGCACGCUGGGGAAUGUGGUACAAGCAUCAGCCCCUGGAUUUAAUCAGGCUGUAUUUUGGUGAGAAGAUUGGGCUGUACUUUGCUUGGCUGGGAUGGUAUACUGGAAUGCUGAUUCCGGCAGCACUGGUUGGCUUGUGUGUUUUCUUCUAUGGAAUAUUUACAAUGAAUGCAAGUCAAGUAAGCCAAGAAAUUUGCAAGUCUACUGAGGUGUUCAUGUGCCCUCUCUGUGACAAGAACUGCUCACUACAGAGACUCAACGAUAGCUGUAUCUAUGCCAAGGUGACAUAUUUGUUUGAUAAUGGAGGGACAGUCUUCUUUGCUAUUUUUAUGGCAAUAUGGGCCACAGUCUUCCUGGAGUUUUGGAAAAGAAGAAGAAGUACACUGACCUAUACUUGGGAUCUCAUUGAAUGGGAAGAGGAGGAGGAAACACUUCGUCCCCAGUUCGAAGCAAAGUAUUACAAGAUGGAGAGAGUGAAUCCCAUCAGCGGAAAACCUGAGCCGCAUCAGCCUUCGUCAGACAAAGUCAGUCGUCUUCUUGUUUCUAUCUCAGGAAUAUUCUUCAUGAUUUCUCUGGUGAUCACUGCAGUGUUUGCGGUUGUGGUAUAUCGCCUGGUUGUCAUGGAGCAGUUUGCAUCAUUCAAGUGGAAUUUCAUCAAACAACAUUGGCAGUUUGCAACAUCUGCAGCUGCUGUCUGUAUCAAUUUUGUAAUCAUCAUGGCCCUGAACCUUGCUUAUGAAAAAAUUGCUUACCUUCUCACUAAUUUAGAAUAUCCGCGGACAGAAUCUGAAUGGGAAAACAGUUUUGCCCUGAAGAUGUUCCUCUUCCAGUUUGUCAAUUUAAACAGUUCCAUCUUCUAUAUCGCUUUCUUUCUGGGGAGAUUUGUAGGCCACCCAGGAAAUUACAAUAAACUUUUUAACCGGUGGAGACUGGAGGAAUGUCAUCCGAGUGGCUGCUUGAUAGACCUCUGCCUGCAGAUGGGAGUUAUCAUGUUUUUGAAGCAAAUAUGGAACAACUUCAUGGAACUGGGAUACCCGUUGAUCCAGAACUGGUGGUCACGACAUAAAAUCAAGCGAGGAAUACAAGACGCUUCUAUACCUCAGUGGGAAAAUGAUUGGAAUCUGCAGCCCAUGAAUAUUCAUGGCUUGAUGGAUGAGUAUUUAGAAAUGGUUUUGCAAUUUGGUUUUACCACCAUAUUUGUUGCUGCUUUUCCUCUGGCCCCUCUUUUGGCUUUGUUAAACAAUAUCAUUGAAAUCAGGCUGGAUGCAUACAAAUUUGUUACCCAGUGGCGGAGGCCUCUGCCAGCCCGAGCAACUGACAUAGGUAUAUGGUAUGGAAUUCUUGAAGGAAUUGGUAUAUUGGCUGUGAUUACCAAUGCAUUUGUAAUAGCUAUAACAUCUGAUUACAUCCCACGUUUUGUGUAUGAAUACAAAUAUGGCCCCUGUGCAAGACAUUUCGACUAUGGUGAAAAUUGUUUAAAGGGAUACGUCAACAAUAGCUUAUCCUUCUUCGACCUGAGUGAGCUUGGUAUGGGGAAAUCUGGUUAUUGCAGAUACCGAGACUACAGAAGUCCCCCUUGGAGUUCCAAACCCUAUGAGUUCACCUUACAAUACUGGCAUAUCCUCGCUGCUCGAUUGGCCUUCAUUAUUGUGUUUGAGCACCUUGUUUUUGGGAUCAAGUCAUUCAUCGCAUACCUGAUUCCAGAUGUACCAAAAAAACUUUAUGACCGAAUACGACGGGAGAAGUACUUAGUCCAAGAAAUGAUGUAUGAGGCAGAGCUAGAGCAUUUGCAACAACAGCGGAGGAAAAGUGGUCAUCCUGUUCACCAUGAAUGGCCUUAGUAAAUACCUUUUGCCCAAUAGGGACAAUACCAUUAGUGGGAGGGAUAGCUACUUCAAAGUCUAGGUGGGAUCUGGGAGGAGAGCAUUCCUGGCAAAUCAUAUGGGUAAUAUUCUACUUGGAAAUGCAUCACAGCCAUUUCUUGGGUUUAGAACAUCCAAGCUUCUAGGGGGAAAAAUAUGACUUAACGACAUUUAAAAAUGGUUAGGUUGACAUUGCAGGAAGCCAGGAUAUAAUUCACAAAUGAAGCCUCAGGGAGCUGUAUGUUCGAAGACCUCCACCUUCCAUCAGCUGUAGGUAAUAGGAAGGGUGAUGC
Molecule: messenger RNA, 3293 nt
Organism: Pteronotus mesoamericanus
Lineage: Eukaryota; Metazoa; Chordata; Mammalia; Chiroptera; Mormoopidae
Gene: ANO3
Product: anoctamin 3
Exons: 27
Coding region: 82-2979 (965 amino acids)
Biological process (GO): chloride transmembrane transport
Cellular component (GO): plasma membrane
Molecular function (GO): protein dimerization activity; chloride channel activity
Source: RefSeq, a predicted model, not a curated record